Messenger RNA from Lagopus muta (rock ptarmigan), 3438 nucleotides. RefSeq names its product importin 9 (gene IPO9). The record is from RefSeq and is a predicted model, not a curated record. Gene Ontology annotation, biological process: protein import into nucleus. Gene Ontology annotation, molecular function: small GTPase binding. The transcript has 24 exons. The coding region runs from base 1 to 3123 and encodes 1040 amino acids. Lineage: Eukaryota; Metazoa; Chordata; Aves; Galliformes; Phasianidae. Gene Ontology annotation, cellular component: cytosol; nuclear envelope.
AUGGCGGGAGCGGCGGCGGCGGGAGGGCCGGGGGGCGGCGGGCCGGGGCCGGUGGCGCAGGGCCUGAAGGAGGCGCUGGUGGAGACGCUGACGGGAAUCCUGUGCCCGGUGCAGGCGGUGCGCGCCGCCGCCGAGGAGCAGGUGAAGGUGCUGGAGGUGACGGAGGAGUUUGGUGUCCAUUUGGCAGAGCUGACUGUGGACCCGCAGGGAGCGCUGGCCAUCCGGCAGCUAGCAUCUGUCAUUCUGAAGCAGUAUGUGGAAACUCACUGGUGUUCUCAGUCAGAAAAGUUUAGACCUCCAGAGACCACAGAGAGGGCAAAAGUUGCUAUUAGAGAGCUCCUGCCCAACGGGCUGAGAGAAUCCAUCAGCAAAGUGCGCUCCAGUGUUGCCUACGCAGUGUCAGCAGUGGCACACUGGGACUGGCCCGAAGCCUGGCCUGAGCUCUUCAACCUCCUGAUGGAGAUGCUGGUUAGUGGAGAUGUGAACGCGGUGCAUGGAGCCAUGAGAGUGCUGACAGAGUUUACGCGGGAAGUGACGGACACACAGAUGCCACACGUUGCUCCUGUUAUUCUCCCAGAGAUGUACAAAAUCUUCACAAUGGCUGAGGUGUAUGGUAUUCGCACGAGGUCACGUGCAGUGGAGAUAUUUACCACGUGUGCCCAUAUGAUCUGUAACAUGGAGGAACUGGAAAAGGGUGCAGCCAAAGUCCUGAUAUUCCCCGUGGUGCAGCAGUUCACAGAGGCUUUUGUUCAGGCCCUGCAGAUGCCUGACGGACCCACAUCAGACAGUGGAUUUAAGAUGGAAGUCCUGAAAGCUGUGACAGCGCUGGUGAAGAACUACCCGAAGCACAUGGUGUCCUCAAUGCAGCAGAUCCUGCCCAUCGUGUGGAACACCCUUACAGAAAGUGCUGCCUUUUAUGUGAGAACAGAAGUAAAUUAUACAGAAGAGGUGGAGGAUCCUGUGGAUUCCGAUGGUGAAGUGUUGGGAUUUGAAAAUCUGGUGUUCAGCAUAUUUGAGUUUGUUCAUGCCUUGUUGGAAAACAACAAAUUUAAGAGCACAGUGAAGAAGGCUUUGCCAGAGCUGAUCUACUACAUCCUUCUUUACAUGCAGAUCACAGAGGAGCAGAUAAAGGUUUGGACUGCAAAUCCCCAGCAGUUUGUGGAGGAUGAAGAUGAUGAUACUUUUUCCUAUACAGUGAGGAUUGCUGCUCAGGAUCUGUUGCUGGCUGUGGCUGCUGAUUUCCAGAAUGAGAGUGCAAGUGCUUUGGCUGCAGCAGCUACGAGGCACUUACAGGAAGCUGAGCAGGCCAAGAACAGCGGUGCUGAGCACUGGUGGAAAAUACACGAAGCUUGUAUGCUGGCCCUGGGCUCAGUGAAGUCCAUUAUUACAGACAGCGUGAAGAACGGCCGAAUCCAUUUUGACAUGCAUGGCUUCCUGACCAACGUUGUUCUGGCAGACCUCAACCUUUCAGUGUCCCCCUUUCUCCUGGGCCGGGCCCUGUGGGCCGCCAGCCGUUUCACAGUGGCCAUGUCCCCAGAGCUCAUCCAGCAGUUCCUGCAAGCCACAGUCAGUGGUCUGCAUGAAACCCAGCCGCCUUCUGUCCGAAUCUCUGCAGUCAGAGCUAUCUGGGGCUACUGUGACCAGCUGAAGAUCUCUGAGAGCACCCACGUGUUGCAGCCUUUCCUUCCCAGCAUCCUUGAUGGUCUGAUCCAUUUGGCAACGCAGUUCAGCUCAGAGGUGCUCAACCUGGUGAUGGAAACAUUGUGCAUUGUCUGCACUGUGGACCCAGCAUUUACAGCAAGUGUGGAGAACAAGAUCUGCCCCUUCACCAUCGCCAUCUUCCUGAAGUACAGCAAUGAUCCAGUUGUUGCUUCUCUUGCCCAAGAUAUCUUUAAGGAGCUGGCUCAGAUAGAAGCCUGCCAGGGUCCAAUGCAGAUGAGGCUAAUACCAACUCUUGUCAGCAUCAUGCAGGCCCCUGCUGACAAGAUCCCAGCAGGGCUUUGUGCAACUUCUAUUGAUAUAUUAACCACAGUUGUGAGGAACACCAAACCUCCUCUGUCCCAGCUCCUGAUCUGCCAAGCAUUCCCUGCAGUGGCUCAGUGCAGCCUGAACACAGACGACAAUGCUACCAUGCAGAAUGGUGGCGAGUGUCUGCGUGCGUACGUCUCCGUGGCUUUGGAGCAGAUUGCACAGUGGCACGAUGAGCAGGGCCACAACGGGCUGUGGUACGUGAUGCAGGUGGUGAGCCAGCUUCUGGAUCCGAGGACCUCAGAGUUCACUGCUGCCUUUGUGGGCAGGCUGGUCUCCACUUUAAUUUCCAAAGCAGGGAGUGAGCUGGGAGAGAACUUGGACCAGAUUCUGAGAGCCAUCCUGAGCAAAAUGCAACAAGCAGAGACACUCAGUGUAAUGCAGUCCUUGAUUAUGGUGUUUGCUCACUUGGUUCACUCACAACUAGAACCACUCCUUGAGUUCCUGUGCAGCCUCCCUGGACCAACAGGCAAGCCUGCCCUGGAGUUUGUGAUGGCUGAAUGGAUGAGCAGGCAGCACCUGUUCUAUGGGCAGUAUGAAGGCAAAGUCAGCUCAGUUGCUCUGUGCAAACUCCUGCAGUACGGCAUCAACACGGAUGACAAACGGCUUCAGGACAUCAGGGUGAAGGGAGAGGAAAUAUUUAAUAUGGAUGAGGGAAUACGGACACGAUCAAAAUCGGCCAAAAAUCCUGAACGCUGGACAAACAUUCCUUUGUUAGUAAAAAUCCUGAAAUUAAUAAUAAAUGAACUCUCAAAUGCAAUGGAAGCAAACGCAUCUCGACAGACCACUGCAGAUUGGAGUCAAGAUGAUUCGAACGAUAUGUGGGAGGACCAGGAAGAGGAUGAGGAUGAAGAUGAAGGCUUAGCAGGACAGUUCUUAUCAGAUAUUCUUUCCACAAACAAGUAUGAUGAGGACUACUAUGAGGAUGAUGAAGAGGAUGACCCAGAUGCGUUAAAGGACCCUCUUUACCAGAUAGAUCUCCAGGCGUAUCUCACUGACUUCCUGUGUCAGUUUGCACAGCAGCCCUGCUAUGCCAUGUUUUCAGACCAUCUCAAUGAGAAUGAAAAGCGAGUGCUGCAGGCCAUUGGCAUAUAAGCCCACCCAAGAGAGCACACUGAUCAUAUCUGAACCAUGUUUCUUGGCUUAUCCCAUGUUUUAUGACUAAACAUAAAACAUUCUCCGGUGCCCACCUGCGUGUUAGAGGUGGAUGAUGGCCUCGUGGCGACGUAUUGAGCCUCAUCUUAACAAAUCUGCUAAGGGAAGGAAUACUCAGAAAGCAGCAAAGACGGAAGUCUGUUGAGCUUUGCACAUUGGUCUCACCAUGGGAGCACUUUCAUUUUCCACAGUAACUUUCCAGGAAGUUCUUAAAAAAAAAAAAAAAAAAAAAAAAAGGAAAAAAAAAAAGAAAAA